GGACCGAUGUGUACUUAUUACAUGUUUCAAUUUUGGUACAAAUCGUCAAUAAUUGCAGGAAUAACAAUCUGAUAUUUAUUUCUACGUUUAUUGGAGAAGCCAGUAUGCCGCUAAAUGUAGAUAAUUAUAUGCUCUGUUGUAGAGUGUGCAUGGAUACCGAUAAAAGUGAAUUAUUUCUAAGUUUAUAUGAAACUCAACCUCCGGGGUUGGAUGUGAAUUUGCAAACUGCAUUUCAAAAAACUACCGGGAUAGAGUGUCCCGAGGAUGAAUACAUGCCUUCUAAAAUAUGCCAAAGUUGCCAAUUACGGUUACAGGAUGCUUAUAACUUUAUUUUAGAAAGUUGUAAUAAUAACUUACUGUUGCUAGCUCUCAAAGAAAACGCACUGAGUAGAGAGCAUCCUGAAGAGCACAGCUCAGAUUUGCAUAUUAUAUACCAGAACGAGCAGCAACUGAAAGAAUCUGAUAGAAAUCAUGAAAAUAAUAACCAGGAAAUCCUACAGAUUGAGUGCAUCGACGAUACUAAUACUCAUAAUUCGUCGGGUGUAAGCAAGUACUUAGUUAUAGAUUCGAAUGUAAAACCGACGGAUUCUCAAAGCGUAAUUGGUGAUGAGGUUCCUUCAUCUGGUUCUGAAGAAGACCAGACGGAGGAUGAAACCGAUGCGGUGGAGUUUAUUCUGAAAAUUUUUCAAAAACCGAAUCCUGCUCCAAAAAGACAUAGGCCGCAGCAAACAGCGCGAAGGCAUAAGUGUGAGGUAUGCAACAAGACGUUCCAGCGAAAGUCCAACUUGGUCGAUCAUCUUAGGUUGCAUGCUAACGUUAAGCUCUUUUCGUGCACUUAUUGCGAUGCGGCUUUCGUACAAGCUGGUAAUCUCAAAAGUCACAUUCGGAAACAUACGCUAGAGAAACCAUACGAGUGUGAUGUUUGUGGUAAAUGCUACAGUCAAUCCAGUGCACUCAAGACACACAUAAGAUCCCACACCAACACACGCAAUUACAUUUGUGAUGUGUGCCAAAAAGGAUUUACCAACAGCUCCGAUUUGGGUAAGCAUAAAGUAACGCAUACGGAUUUGCGUUUCUUCCGGUGUGUACAAUGCCACGAGCGAUAUUUCACCCAAAAGAUCCACCUGAAAAAACACAUUAGCUCGUACCACGGAACUGAGGAUCAAGAAGAGCUGCUGCGUAGAGGCAUUUUAAAGGAAGGUGUCCGCAUCGGUAGAACGAAUACAGCUAGGAGUAUCGACCUAUCUAGUGAUGAAUAACUAGAACUACGUUUGUUUGUUGCAUGCCUUUUACUGGUUCAUAUUAUUUAAUGCAUCCACAAUGAUGAAGCAAAUAGUUUAUAUACUAAAUUUAAUUUUGAAUG
Malaya genurostris is the source of this 1363-nucleotide messenger RNA. RefSeq names its product zinc finger protein 33B-like. Bases 105 to 1259 code for a protein of 384 amino acids. Lineage: Eukaryota; Metazoa; Arthropoda; Insecta; Diptera; Culicidae. Gene Ontology annotation, molecular function: RNA polymerase II cis-regulatory region sequence-specific DNA binding; DNA-binding transcription factor activity; zinc ion binding. The transcript has 3 exons. Gene Ontology annotation, biological process: regulation of transcription by RNA polymerase II. The record is from RefSeq and is a predicted model, not a curated record. Gene Ontology annotation, cellular component: nucleus.